Aspergillus sclerotioniger CBS 115572 is the source of this 747-nucleotide messenger RNA. Its product is annotated as putative DNA repair protein Dds20/Mei5. The record is from RefSeq and is a predicted model, not a curated record. Gene Ontology annotation, biological process: DNA recombination. The coding region runs from base 1 to 747 and encodes 248 amino acids. The transcript has 3 exons. NCBI's taxonomy places the organism in Eukaryota, Fungi, Ascomycota, Eurotiomycetes, Eurotiales, Aspergillaceae.
AUGGCUUCCACAAACCCGACCCCAACCCCGAAUGCCAAACGUCGUCGCCUCAACGAUGCCGCAGCAACUCUCGCCAAACCCUUUAAAUCGCCUCUCCGCAGACCAGCACCAGCAUCCACCGGACCAAACGAUACUAUAUCCACCCCUCCUACCACCACAACCACAACCACAACAACCCCCCAAACAACCGACCCAGCACUACAGUCACAGCCACAAUCGACACCCAAAACCUCCUCCUCACAACCAACCCAAAAGCCAACCCCCACACCCCGAAAACUCACCCUCCCCACAACCACUCCCACCACCAAACCCCCACCUCCAACUCAAAUACCAGCACCAGACCCAGAAUACCACACCCUCCAAACAACCCACCGAACCCUACAAUCCCAACUCACAGCGCUCCGAAACGAGCUAGACACCAUCCAACAAGCACACCGGAUCGAGUCCUCGGGGAGAGAUGAUGAAUUGGGACGGUUGAUUGCGAAGUGGAGAGGUGUGGGGCAGAAGGUCGCGGAGGAGGUGCUUGUGGGUACUAAGGAGAGGGUGGAUAGGAUGGGUGGGGUAAAAGGGUUGAUGGGUAGGAGGAGUGGUUGGGGGGGGUAUGAAGGGGAGGGAAAGGGGAAGGGGCAGGGGGAUGAGGGUGAGGAAGAGGAAGAGGAAUUCACCAUGGAUGUGAUGCUUAAAAUGAUGGGGAUUGAUUUAAAGGUUAUUGGGUAUGAAAGGGAGGGAGGGGGGAGGUGGGUUUAG